Molecule: messenger RNA, 3506 nt
Organism: Aureobasidium subglaciale EXF-2481
Lineage: Eukaryota; Fungi; Ascomycota; Dothideomycetes; Dothideales; Saccotheciaceae
Exons: 3
Coding region: 347-3217 (956 amino acids)
Biological process (GO): cytoskeleton organization; small GTPase-mediated signal transduction
Cellular component (GO): plasma membrane; division septum; cytoplasm
Molecular function (GO): GTPase activator activity
Source: RefSeq, a predicted model, not a curated record
UCAUCUGCAGGCACGUCAGAGAAGGAGGCACGAUCAGAAUUCAGGGUUCAUGCCUGCCAAGGGUGCGAUACGGAUGUUUCAACUUGAACUCUUCGUCGCUCGAGCCUCAGCCGAGCUCAAUCUCUUGCUUGUCAACACAUCAGAGUCGUUCGGUGGCCUAGUCACUUUGCUUAAUAGGCUACUUGUUCCGAUCUUUCCUUCGCCUCGCCGGUGCAUAUUGCUGAACAACACACAUCCACUGUGAUCGAUACCAACCACGACCGUUUCUGGGGAAAGCCCUUGAAUUCUAGCGACGCCUUUAUCUGUUUCAUUCCAGUCGACUAGCUGUGGUCGACAAGCGUCCGCCAUGACGAGUUUCGCGAAUUCUUUUUGGUCGUCGGACCAGAGUUAUGCAGGAGGAUUGGGAGUCCUCUUUGGCAAGCUCCAGCAGGGCGUGCAAGAGAAUCAGCAGGUCCUGACAAUCGCGCGUAUGCGAGCCGAGGCAGAGGAUCUUUAUGGUCUUCGUCUGGGCGAGAUCGAUGCAGCUACCAUGAAGGUUGAAGGAGGCUUCCAGAAAGAUGACGGUGCCAGUGUCAAGAAGGCCUUUGAAGGUAUGCGCUCCGAGAUGACCGAGGCGGCCAAGAACCACCGCAAGAUAGCAUCCAACAUCCGCGAGCUCGUCGUUAGUCCCUUCGCUCGCUGGUGCGAUGCCCACGCCGCUCGUGUGCAGAACUCGCAAGACGAUCUUCAAGCACGCAUUAAAGCCCACGACCGACAAGCCGAUCACGUCCGUACCUACCGCAGUCAAUACUACAACAAGUGUCGCCGCGUCGAAGAUCUGGACGAAGAAGAGAAGCUGGCCUUCCAGGACCCCCAGAGCGAGGCUGCCCAAAGCCCGAAGCCUGCCUCACACAUCCCAGUCGUGAAGUUAUCAGAGCCCGCCGACGAGGAAGACGAGCCAGAACCUAUCGAUAUUGGCGAUGUGACGUAUACCCCUGAGCAAGUUAAAAAGAUCCUCAACCACAUGCUGGAGACGAUUAAGUUGGGUGAAACCAAGGUCCCCAUUCUCGGCACGUACCACAACGUAUCGACUGGAGCCGACAUUACGGAUUACAUCCAGAAGCAUAUGAAUGGCACCAGCGUCAGCUACGCCGAGCGUAUCGGCCAGGACAUGGUCGGUCAUGGCUUCUUGAGGCUAGUCGGUAAUGUAGGAAGCACUUUCGCAAACAGCAGCCGCAUGAACUACCAGUGGCGUCCCAAGGUCUUCCAGAUUACUGGUCUUCCUGAAAGACGAGGCAUGGGUAGAUCUGCCACCGUCUCUUCGAUGAGCUCGAUCCCAGACUCGCCUGUUGGUGCCGUGGGUGAACUCUUCUCCGGCUGGAAUCCUCUGAGCAAUGCCCAUCCUGGCGAAACUCCCGCAGCAAAGUUGCGUAGAGAAGCUCGUGAGGCUGAUGAACGCUAUAAGUCUGCUGUGAGAAAGCUCGAUGCGCUCCGUUGCAACCUGGAGGAGGCCAUGGUCGAUCAUCUCAAAUUCAUGGAGCGUUGCGAGCUCGACCGUCUAAAGGCCAUCAAGAGUGUAAUCCUGGACUUUUCCGGAGCCAUCAGCAAUGUCAUUCCCAGCUUGCAGAGUACUGUCGACAACAUGAUGCUUUUCCAGGAAACUGUUCAGCCGCUAGGCGACUUGCGCUACCUCUUGGAGAAUUACAGAAUUGGCCCAUUUGUGCCAAAGGUCACGAUUUACGAGAACUACUACAACAACGUUGAUGACCAAACGUUUGGUAUUGACAUCGAAGCUCGCGCUCGUGCCGACAGGAAGCGCGUCCCUUUGAUUGUCACCACUCUGCUCAUGUUCCUCGACAACCACUACCCUGAGCUAGAAGGUGAUGAGGCUCGUCGCAGCAUUUGGCUCGUAGAUGUACCACUGGCCGCUACGCACCAUUUGCGCAACAUCCUUAACACUGGUAAAGAGACAGUCUCUCAAGACACUCUGGACCGCUACGAGAUUCCGAUUGUUGCCUCCGUCCUGAAGCUCUACCUACUUGAGCUUCCUGACUCUCUGGUCUCGGCACAUGUUUACGAGAUCAUCAAGACGAUUUACACUAGCACUGCACCGAACACAUCCGAAGGUGCCCGUAUUUCAGUCAUUCAGAGCACGCUCGGUCAGCUCAGACUUGCCAACAUCGCUACUUUGGACGCCAUCACAACCCAUUUCACACGUCUUAUUGAGCUGACAUCCGCCGAUGAAGGUUAUAUUUCAGCUCUCUCUACGUCGCUUGCUCCCUGCAUUCUUCGACCCAAGCAAGGAAACACUUUGUCACUGAACGAGAAGUUUAACUACAGGCUCGUGCGCGAUCUCUUUGCUCACAAGGAUACCAUCUUUGGAGAGCUCAAACGCCAAUCUUCCCUUACACACACCAACUCCGGUGCCUCAAGACCUCGUGCGAUUAGUACCGACGAGAGCAGACGCCGUGAGCACAUGGAGGAGCGCCAGAGAGCCAUCAUUGCUGCUGCUGAGACUCGCGGCCGCGCGUCCAGUCCAUUCAAAUCUACUUUUGGCGGUCCUCUUGGGUCCAUGCAUAAAAGAGAGCGUAGUUCAGGCGCAGAUACACGAUUCCCUGUCACCCCCUCAGCAGCAAGCACUCCUACAGACGUUCGUAACAUGAACCGAGGUAGUCUUGAGGUGCCUGGCUCUCCCAUCCGAGCUCCCGUUCUGCUGCAGUCACCACCCAAGGGAAAUGGUAAGACCGAGUCUCUGCCAUCUUCCUCUGAUUCGGUAGUGUCUGGGGAUGCUGCUGCUCCCACCACCCGUCAACGUAGCGACACCACCAAUUCAGUCAUCAUGACUCCUGGUGCCCAGAUAGAAGCUCCAGACUACCUUGCACAUGCUCAAGAACAGCAGCAUGAUGAAGAGGCCGGCAGCGAUGCUGACUCUAUCGGACCUGAGCCGAGCUCUGGUCUCAGCAACAAUCGUCAAUCUGUCGAGGUUGAGAAGCGCAACUCUUUGAACCGAACAAUGGGCCGUGUUGCUCGGAAGGGCACUGCAAGCAGUCUCUCGCGUCAGAGCCUGAUCGGUAAGCGGGAGAGUGUCGGUAGCGUCGGCACUUCGUCGUCUGGUGCCGCUGCCGCACCUGCUGCCGACUUUACUGACAGUCCCGUCGACGUCUCUGAGCGUGCUAAGGAAGAGGCUCUGGCUCAUCGUGGCGUCGAGCUCGUUGACAAGCCCAUGGAUGAUGAUUAGGAAUGAUCUUCAAGAAUCUUGAAACGAACCGAAACGUGCACAUGAGCGUGCUGCUGGACCUCUUUCGUUGUCCUUGUUAGAAAUGUUGUUUAUUCUUUCCUCAUCUACCUUUGAUGGUCUUGUUACUCUUUCCUCUUUUAUUUCAUCGCAGGAUAUCCCAAGCGAACCAUCUUCAUAUCAUGAGCAUGACUGCGCUUUUGAACAGUCAAUUAGAUUUGCUGUCUUCUCGAAUUAUAUACUUGAUCAUGCUUCUAUUUUCUGCCUCCAAUAAAUCGAUGACGUAAUAGAC